Drechmeria coniospora is the source of this 897-nucleotide messenger RNA. Its product is annotated as adenylate kinase. The record is from RefSeq and is a predicted model, not a curated record. NCBI's taxonomy places the organism in Eukaryota, Fungi, Ascomycota, Sordariomycetes, Hypocreales, Ophiocordycipitaceae. Gene Ontology annotation, biological process: nucleobase-containing compound metabolic process. Bases 1 to 897 code for a protein of 298 amino acids. The transcript has a single exon. Gene Ontology annotation, molecular function: AMP kinase activity; ATP binding. Gene Ontology annotation, cellular component: mitochondrion; cytoplasm.
AUGCAGCUUCGCAGGGCCGCGAGGGUCAUCCUCGUCGGCGCGCCGGGCGUCGGCAAGGGAACGCAGAGCGAGCGCCUCCUGCGGCGUUUCCCCCAACUGAAGUCCAUCAGCACCGGCGACCUGCUGCGCAGCAACGUCAAGAGGCGGACGCCUCUAGGUAGGUGGUCGGAUCGUCGGAAGUCCUCGCGGCGGGCGUCGCUGACGGGUCGUCUCCCUCCCGCAGGCAUCAUGGCCGAAAGCACCAUCAAGACGGGAGGCCUCGUCGCCGACGACCUCAUGCUCCGUCUCAUCUCGAGCGAGCUCCGCACGCGCGGCUGGCUCGGCCGCGACGCCCCCGCCGUCAUGACCCUCUCCUCGGAGGCGACGGCCACCGAGAUGGGCGCGCACGAUGACGAGCGGCAGCCCAUGGACGGCUACGUCGGCGCGCCGUGGUCGCUCCCUCCGACGCGCGAGUCUGCCUCGGCGGCCCCGCGCGCCUCGGACGACCCGGCUGCCUCCUUCAUCCUCGACGGCUACCCCCGCAGCGCCUCGCAGGCGACGACGCUCGACGCCAUCGUGCCCAUCAACCUCGCCGUCUCCAUCAAGACGCCCUUUUCCGUCAUCCUCGAGCGCAUCGCCGGCCGCUGGGUCCACGAGCCCUCGGGCCGCGUCUACAACACCACGUUUCGCGCGCCUCGCGUCGCCGGCCGCGACGACGUUACCGGGGAGCCGCUGACCCAACGGCCCGACGACACCGAGGACGUCUACCGCGCCCGCUUCCGCCGCUUCGAGGAGACGAGCGAGCCGCUGCUCGAGCACUACGCCAAGAAGGGCGUCCUCCUCGAGGUCGAAGGCUUGAGCAGCGACGAGAUCAGCCCGAAGCUGUACGGCGAAUUCGAGAAGCGCUUCGUCGGCUGA